Messenger RNA from Fusarium vanettenii 77-13-4, 3279 nucleotides. RefSeq lists its product as uncharacterized. The transcript has 7 exons. Lineage: Eukaryota; Fungi; Ascomycota; Sordariomycetes; Hypocreales; Nectriaceae. The coding region runs from base 1 to 3279 and encodes 1092 amino acids. The record is from RefSeq and is a predicted model, not a curated record.
AUGGCCGAAGGCGGGGAUCUAGCCAUAUACAACGCAAACAAAUCCAUCAUACAAAACCUCCUCGAGCACUCCGGUAUCCCAGAGUCCGACCAUAAGCUGUGGAUUGGCAUAUAUCGAAUUGGCGCGAACCAAGACGAGUCGCGUCCUGCCAUAGUUGUGUCGUGCUUGGACUCAAAGGUUCGCAAGCAAGCAAAGGGAUCCAUCAAGAACUGUUCCCUGUUACGGCCAGGAGGGGCUUUCGCUCACUUCGCCGUGCUCGGGAAAGCCACUCCGCCAGAGCUUCCCUGUGAGCCUCAACUUACCAUGGCAGGCAAUGCCCAAGCACAUAGACUUGCGUCCACCAUUUCAUCAUCUGCACGUCAAUCCGAGGAGCUUACCAACCAAGGUCCAGGGGGCGAUAUUCGGGAAAAUAUCAAGCACCCCGUCGUCCUUCAGCUUUUCGGAUCCCACACGGGAGACAGUUACUUAUGUCGCCCAAUCCAGGCGCGUCGGGGUCUACAAAGGCAAUCCGCCACAGCAGGCCCUUUACUUUUUUUGGACGGAACCAGCUACCAGCUCACUGUUGAGCAUGUUGUUAACUUCAGUCGCCACAAGAGUGAGCCAACUUGGGAACACACCAAUGACGAUUGGGACGACGACGACGAAGACCACGCCGACGAUGAUGCUAGGGGCCGUGGAGAUGUUGAAGACAUAGUCCCCUCGGAUUUCGGCACCGUCCGUACCAUGAGCGAAGGAAGCGUUUCCUCGGAGGAAGUAGAAAUCGACCUCUCCGGCUCUUCAUCGAGCAGCUCGGCACAGGAGACUGAGGGCAACACCUCAUGGUCCCCCAUGGUGCCCGCCUCGAGUCCACUUCCUCAGAGCUCCUCAGAGCCUAGAACCGUCAGCAACAUUAUCGUCAAUGAUUCCUCCUCCUCGCCGCAAACCGAACCCAUCAGUUCUCCUCCUCGUUGCUAUACCAGCGCAAAAAUGGACUACCUUCUCUUUCCUAUACAUGUCAAUCCUGGUCCAGAGGCCUGCACAGCUGGAGGCGCAGAGAUGGUGCAACUAUCUGAUGUCUUUGAUGUACAUGGUCAGACCAAGGCUCGGCCAAUCAUAAUCACAACAGCAUCUCUGGGGUAUGUCCAGGGCAUUGUUUUCCCAGCGUCAAUGCUGUUACAGAAGCCAGGGUCACGCAAUUUCCAGACGCUCUUUUGCAUCGAGUCAUCUUUUCCCAUGCCCAAAGGAACAUCGGGUUCGGCGGUUUUCGACUCUCAGACAGGGCUGCUUGCCGGGUAUCUUGUUCUCGGAUGCCCUGGAAAGCAUACUUGCUACAUGGUGCCUAUGUGCGAUGUGUUGGCCGAACUCAACAUGUUUUCCAGCAGUAUUGUUCGGUGCCAGGUACAACUCAACAUGUCUGCUAUUGCCAAAGUAGAUCUAGAGAAAAGCGCUUUGACGAGGUUCAGUUUCUGUGCCGGUGGUUUCAACCGAUCCGUUCCCUUGUCCUCAGUGUUGCCUCGACAAGAGGCUGUCAGGCGUAAUAACCGACCCUUCUUGGGCAAGCUGCUUGAGCAUGUACCCGUCAUCUUCCCGAAGCCAACCGGUCAUGUUGAAGAAGAUCUGAAAACAAAGAAGAGUCCACGAAACCCUCCAAAAUUCAAGACGUUACAAAGUUGGAUCUCCCCAACCAUAGCUACUCUAGAAUGGGUCAGCGAGCCUGCUGAUGAAUGGAAAACGCGAUUUGGCCAAACAACGAAGCUUAUAGGGUCAGUGGAGAACAGGCCAUAUAUCGACGUAAUCAGGGAGAUGGGCAUCGAGGUAUCACCGGAGUUGUGGACCUUCUUCCAACCCAAGAUUCCCUCGGCGCGUUGGGAGCGCCGUAUCUCCCAGAUUGAACGAUUUUGUGAAGGGGCGUCUUUUGCCCUCGACGGGUCCGGCCCUAGGGAUGCCGAAAAUCCCACAUUCGAAGAUGAUCAGGGACCUAGAGCCUGGGUCUCUGACCGAAACUGUGUGACCGAAGGUUCUUCAUACCCUAAGCCGAACUACCCAAGGGUACUGGGCUAUCGGGGACUUUAUCACGCUCUCCAACGAAAGCGCUUGCAAAACAAUGCCUGCGAUGACACGACUGGUCAUCCUCGACGCAUCUACAUCGAGGACCCCGAUGGAUCAAGUGUUGUGGCCCUGACCAAAACCACACCAGCCUCACAAACCGAAGGUUUUUGUGACCUCUUUGCUAACUACAUCACGCCAACCCCAGAACCAAAGUUCAGUUUGAGAGCGUCUGACUGGUCGGGGGGCUGCUUCAUCAUAUCAUUUAACAUUCCGUUCUUUGAGAUCGGAAGUGAGCAUCAGAGAAACAUCCGAACUACCUCCCAUGACAAGACCAAGAGGCCACUUCGAGCUUGUCACAGCCUCUCGUUUUUGAACCUGAAUAGCCAGAGAUCAAAACUCUCCAGCAAUGAGGUCUUCAACCUUCCACAUCCACUCUUCUUACACGAAGCUGUGUGCUCGUUUAUGGUGACGGGCAAGAGCGAUCGAUAUUGGACCGCUGCCUUCCUCGACGGAGAUUCCUGUAGUAAGGAGCCGAGACUAAGUCAGGAGGAGGAAUUAGACCCCAUCGUUCUCAAAGCCGAGACGAAUUGCAGUGAUACAACUGCUUCACCAAGGGCAUAUGCGCUUGCUGCUUUAGCAGUGUCUCUCGACGUGGUCGUUGAGCAUCAUCAAAACAUCCAAGACCUUUUCAAAGCCAGCUUAACCCUUCUCAUUGCGGAGAUGGAGCAGAAGUAUUCCAACGAUAUUUCCACCGAAAAACUCCGAGAAUGGAUAGAAAAUUUCCCACGUAUUCUAGACCGAAUAACCCACAGCAAUUCCUACCUGCUCGCCAAACUGGACCAUUUCUUAUCCGAGGAUGUAAUAUUCGGCAGUGAUGCACUACCUCACGGUGCACUAUGGCGUAGCUUGCGAAACGACCGAGAGGCCCUCAUGUCUCUGCUGAGAAUCAAGCAGCAUCGCAACGAGUUGAGGGAUGUCCAGAACGAACUCAAGCAACUCAUCCCCAAAGCCAAUGAGGUGAGGAGGCUCCAAAAAUGGAAGAUAGAGGGAGAACAGCAUGUUAUCACUCGUCAAGUGUACCGUGUAGCAGUUGCGUUAUAUUCAGCCUGGCCCACAAUGGCUGAUCUACCGCCCUGGCACGUAUACCAUCCACCAGCCUGGCACGAAUACCUUCCAUCGGCCUGGCUCGUACACGUGAUCAGUAUGGCAAUGAUGGUCAUUCUAGGUGCAUACCUUUGGCAAAACAGAUGA